GGGGACAACAAACUGCCUUUUGCUCUGUCAUGUUGGUUCUUGCUCAAAGAAUGAUGAUGUCAAAGCAGUCUCUAGCCUUCGCUGUUCUUGCUCUCACUUGCUUUCUGUGUUUCACCCCAUGCACAGAGUCACUGGCUGUUGGAAAUGAAGGAAAACAGGUUGGACUGCUUGUGUUUGAUGUUGCAAACAAUUAUCCUACUAAGCAUAAAAUCCAGAAUCAUGGGCUCAAUGAAGCUACUGCCAACUACCAAAAAGGAGACCCUAAGCCAGUUGAGGCAACUGCUUCUUUGUCUACGCACAAUCAGAAGAUACCUUCUACAGCCUCACCCCAACCACGUGACAAGAAGGAAAGCGAGAACCAAUGCCGAUGGUGCAUUGCUAAGCCAUCCACUUCAGCUGCUAAACUUGAUGAGAUUAUCCAGUACUGCUGCACCCAGUACGGAAUUGAUUGCGGAGUCAUCCAAUAUGGCGGUGCAUGUUACACCCCCGCCACCAACAAAGUCUCUGAUGCAUCGGUGGUUAUGAAUCUUUACUACAACCUUGCCGGAAAGAAUGACUUCAACUGCUAUUUCGGGGGCAGCGGCCUCAUUGUCACCCAGGACCCAUCUGUUGACGAAUGCUUCUACGCUUGAUGAGGAUAUAUGAUGGCUAACUAAAUAAAGUGAAGCUAUGGAAGCUAAGAUGGUUGGAUGCUUCUAGACUAGUUCAUAAAUUAGUUUAAAGACUGAAUGUGUAUGGAAUGAUGUAUACAAAUGAAAUGGACUAGUCUUUUUAUCUGAUGGGUAUAUAAACAUGGACAGAAUGUCUACUGGUGCCUUAAUCCUA
This is a messenger RNA of Rhododendron vialii, 825 nucleotides long. Its product is annotated as major pollen allergen Ole e 10-like. The record is from RefSeq and is a predicted model, not a curated record. Lineage: Eukaryota; Viridiplantae; Streptophyta; Magnoliopsida; Ericales; Ericaceae. The coding region runs from base 30 to 632 and encodes 200 amino acids. The transcript is spliced from 6 exons.